Molecule: messenger RNA, 733 nt
Organism: Dimorphilus gyrociliatus
Lineage: Eukaryota; Metazoa; Annelida; Polychaeta; Dinophilidae
Source: the annotation of a GenBank genome assembly
UAUGUGUCGUAGCAAGAUAAUCUAUAAAAUUUUUGGAUUGGAUAGCACUCUUUAUCGUCCCAACGAACCAUCUAAAUUUCCUACAGCUGACUUUAAAUAUUUUCGAAUGCAUAAAACUCAAGUUGCAAAGGAAAAUCCAAGGAUACUUUUCUCAGAUAACGUAAAGAACUGGCUCGUUCCAUCGAUAUGCGGAGGUUUAUCUUGGGGAAUGCUUCAUGCUUCACUUGCUCCUCUUGACUUUUUAAAAUGUAGAAAACAAGUGAUUAACAGUUCUCACAUAUAUGAAGGUACCAUGAAAUUGGAUAGCUUAAGAAGCACCUUUAGGGGAUUGAAUCCUACACUAUUAGGAUAUUCGAUUCAGGGAAUAGGAAAGAUAGUAUUAUUCGAUUUUUUCAAAUCAUACUACUCACAACCGACCAGUCUCGGAACUGGCAAUGGAUUUAUUGUAUGUAUUGCUUCUAGUUUAACUGCAGAAUUUUACACAUGCAUUAGCCUUUGUCCUUUUGAGAGUGUAAAAAUGAAAUUCUACUUUCAACCCGAUUGGGCUAAAUUAUCAGUUUAUAAAGCGAUGACUAGAAUAGUAAAAGAAGAAGGACUUGUUGGUUUAUAUAGAGGUUUAUGGAGAGGAAUUUUACCUCGAGUAUUAAUGGUUAGCGUCAUUGUAGCAGUUCAAAUGGUCAUUAAUGAAUCAAUAAAAACAUAUUUAAAAUCUCACAAAACUGAACAAUAUUAA